Molecule: messenger RNA, 1595 nt
Organism: Rana temporaria (common frog)
Lineage: Eukaryota; Metazoa; Chordata; Amphibia; Anura; Ranidae
Product: acidic mammalian chitinase-like
Exons: 11
Coding region: 42-1529 (495 amino acids)
Biological process (GO): chitin catabolic process; carbohydrate metabolic process
Cellular component (GO): extracellular region
Molecular function (GO): chitinase activity; chitin binding
Source: RefSeq, a predicted model, not a curated record
CUUUUCACCAGUGCUGAUUGCUGACACAGUCACAGAGAGACAUGAGGAAGAUGCUGCUUUGGGCGGGUCUAUUCUUGCUGCUCAAUGCACAGCUGGGUUCUACUUACAAGCUGGUUUGUUACUUUACAAACUGGUCACAAUACCGACCCGUGCCUGCAAAGUAUGUGCCAGGGAAUAUUGACCCGCAGCUCUGCACUCAUCUCAUGUAUGCCUUUGCCACCAUGAGUGAGCACAAGAUUGCACCAUACGAGUGGAAUGAUGAUGUACUGUACAAGCAGUUUAAUGACCUAAAGCAACAGAAUCCAAAGUUGGUAACAUUACUGGCAAUUGGUGGUUGGAACUUUGGGACACAGAAGUUCACAGAUAUGGUUGCCUCUGCUGCCAACCGUAAAAUUUUCAUUGAUUCUGUGAUUAAACAUCUUCGAAAUUAUAACUUUGAUGGCAUUGACCUUGACUUUGAGUACCCAGGAUCUCGAGGCAGUCCGCCUGAGGACAAGCAAAGAUUUACUAUUCUGAUAGAGGAAAUGCUUGCCGCAUUUAAUGAAGAAGCAGCAACCACAAAUCGUCCACGACUCUUGAUCACAGCAGCUGUGUCUGCAGGAAAAGGAACCAUUGAUGCUGGAUACGAGAUUGCAAAUAUUGGAAAACUCCUGGAUUUCAUCAGCGUUAUGACCUAUGAUUUCCAUGGUGGAUGGGACACUAUCUCUGGACACAACAGCCCCCUGUGUCAGGGAUCCACGGACAAGGGAGAUUUAAUUUACUUCAAUAUUAAUUUUGCAAUGAAUUACUGGAAAGACAACGGAGUUCCAGCUGAAAAACUCCUAAUGGGAUUUCCAACAUACGGCAGAACAUUCAGGAACCCUAAUCCUAAUCUAUGUGAUGUGGGGAUACCUGUAUCUGGAGCAGGAUCAGCUGGCACAUACACUCGAGAGGCUGGCUUCUGGGCCUACUAUGAGAUCUGCACGUGGCUUAGGGGAAACACGAUAAAAUGGAUUCCAGACCAGAGGGUGCCAUAUGCUUGUAAAGAUAAUGAAUGGGUUGGAUUUGACAACCAAGAGAGUUAUGAAUGCAAAGUAAGAUUUGUGAAGGAUGGUGGAUUUGGUGGAGCCAUGGUUUGGGCUAUAGAUUUAGAUGAUUUCCUGGGAACAUUCUGCAAUGAGGGGAAAUAUCCUUUAAUUAACAAGCUUAAAUCCUUGCUGGAAGGCUCCACUGUAAACUGCCCUGGUGAAAUAUGUCCAGGCAUAGUUGACAUUCCAACAACUACUCCUACAACUACUACUACGACUACCACUGGAGCUCCUCCUACACCCCCCCCAUCUGGAGAAACAACACCUAAACCUCCAGUCACCGAUCAGCCUCCAACCGAUGAUGUUGAUCUUAACUUUUGUGCUGGGAAAUCUGAUGGACUUCAUGUAAAUCCAGUAAAUGCUAACAAAUUUUACAUUUGUGCCGCUGGAAGGACCUAUUCCAUGCAGUGUUCAGCUGGUCUGGUGUUUAAGCCAAGCUGCAACUGCUGCGACUGGGCCUGAUUCACACUUACCUAAAAGCACACUGCUAUUUUAUGACUCUCAAUAAAGUUGCAAUUCAAUAAGUUA